Molecule: messenger RNA, 1071 nt
Organism: Scomber scombrus (Atlantic mackerel)
Lineage: Eukaryota; Metazoa; Chordata; Actinopteri; Scombriformes; Scombridae
Product: EH domain-binding protein 1-like
Exons: 7
Coding region: 228-1031 (267 amino acids)
Source: RefSeq, a predicted model, not a curated record
UUUCUGAUUCGUACAUAGCGGUAUUUCUCACUUUUCCUGCGCGUGAGUCAACGUAUCGCCAAUGAGCGCAAGUCGCUGCUUGUGUGAGGUUCAGCAGCAGCAGCAGCAGAGGACCUUUUAAGGAACGGAGACAGCGGACAAAAAGUUGGAUUAUUACUGUGCGGGAAUAGUUCGUGAUCUACUUCUUUUUCCCCUCGUUGUUACUUUUCAUUUCAUCAGAGGAAGUUAUGACUUCGGUAUGGAAAAGACUGCAGCGAGUUGGUAAAAAGGCGUCAAAGUUUCAGUUUGUUGCGUCUUACCAGGAACUCUCUUUGGAGUGUACUAAAAAAUGGCAACCAGACAAGCUGAGGGUGGUUUGGACGAGGAGGAACAGACGCAUGGUUUCCAAGCUCCACAGUUGGCAGCCUGGAAUCAAGAACCCGUACAGGGGCAUGGUGGUGUGGCCCGUCCCAGAGAACAUUGACAUUUCUGUUACACUAUUCAAGGAGGCCAACGCUGAUGAGUUUGAGGACAAAGAGUGGACAUUUGUCAUUGAGGGUGAGAACAAGGGGCAUCGCAAGGUACUGGCAUCAGCGGACAUCAAUCUAAAGAAGUUUGCCAGCCCCACGCCGACCCAGACUGACCUGACGCUGACGCUGAAGCCGCUGUCUGUCAAAGUGGUGGAGGCCACGCUCAAGCUGUCACUGUCAUGUGUCUUCGUUCGUGAGGGGAAAGCUACUGAUGAAGACAUGCAGAGUCUGGCUAGUCUGAUGAGUGUGAAACCCACCGAUAUCGGCAACCUAGACGACUUCAACGAGAGCGAUGAAGAUGAGGACAAGAAAUCUGUCACUGUUACAGGUUCAACAUUCCCCUUCAGCCAGGGAAACAAGGACAAAACAUCUGUUGCCAAGGAAGCAGCUCCAAGCACUCUGAGCCGAGGCGAGGGAUCUCCUCAAAAUCACCGGGCCGUGGCUAAUAUUAAAAUAUCCACCCAGCCGCUCAGACCAGCAGCCACCACAGAAAACAAAGCUGGACCAGGAAGGACCAGGUGAGGUCAUGGGAGUGUGUACUUUCAGAUUGCCUGGUUUGAGA